Pezoporus flaviventris is the source of this 1874-nucleotide messenger RNA. It is a transcript of the gene CLPTM1, whose product is annotated as CLPTM1 regulator of GABA type A receptor forward trafficking. The coding region runs from base 1 to 1869 and encodes 622 amino acids. NCBI's taxonomy places the organism in Eukaryota, Metazoa, Chordata, Aves, Psittaciformes, Psittacidae. The record is from RefSeq and is a predicted model, not a curated record. Gene Ontology annotation, cellular component: membrane; endomembrane system. The transcript is spliced from 14 exons.
AUGGCGGCGCCGGGCACUGAGGCGGCGGCAGCGGCGGUGCCGGGCCCGGGGCAGGUCAGCAGCAACGGCAGCGCCGGCGACGCGGCGGCGGCGGCGGAGACGCAGCGGCAGCAAGCGGCGCCCAACGCCUGGCAGGUCAUCAAGGGGGUGCUCUUCAGGAUCUUCAUCAUCUGGGCCAUCAGCAGCUGGUUCCGGAGGGGCCCCGCGCCGCAGGAGCCGAGCAGCACGGGGGGGACGCCGCGGGCACCCAGCAGGAACCUCUUCCCCAAGGACACCUUGAUGGACCUGUACGUGUACAUCUCGGAGCACGAGCACUUCACCGACUUCAACGUGAGCUCGGCCCUCUUCUGGCAGCAGAGGGACCUGGUCUACGGGGACUGGACCAGCGGCGACAACGCCGACGGCUGCUACGAGCACGCCGGGGACGUGGCCAUCUCACAGAGCGUGCAGCACAACGGCUCCAUCUACGUCCACGUCUACUUCACCAAGAGCGGCUUCCACCCCGACCCCCGGCAGAAGAACCUCUACCGGCGCCUCGCCACCGUCCACACUUCCCGAAUGAUCAACAAGUACAAGCGGCGGCGCUUCCAGAAGACCAAGAACCUCCUGACCGGGGAGACAGAGGCAGACCCGGAGAUGAUCAAGAGAGCCGAGGACUACGGUCCUGUGGAGGUGAUCUCGCACUGGCACCCCAACCUCACCAUCAACAUGGUGGAUGACCACACGCCCUGGGUGAAGGGCAGCGUGCCCCCUCCUCUGGACCAGUAUGUGAAGUUCGACGCCAUCAGUGGGGAUUAUUACCCCAUCCUCUACUUCAAUGACUACUGGAACCUGCAGAAGGAUUAUUUCCCCAUCAACGAGUCCCUGCAGCGCCUGCCCUUCCGCCUCUCCUUCUGCCCCCUCUCCCUGUGGCGCUGGCAGCUCUACGCUGCCCAGAGCACCAAAUCCCCUUGGAAUUUCCUGGGAGAGGACCUCUACGAGCAGUCGGAUGAGGAGCAGGACUCGGUGAAGGUGGCUCUGCUGGAGACCAACCCCUACCUGCUGGCGCUGACCAUCAUCGUCUCCAUCGUGCACAGCAUCUUCGAGUUCCUGGCCUUCAAGAAUGACAUCCAGUUCUGGAACAGCCGGCAGUCUCUGGAGGGCCUCUCGGUGCGUUCCGUGUUCUUCGGCGUCUUCCAGUCCCUCGUGGUGCUGCUUUACAUCCUGGACAACGAGACCAACUUCGUGGUGCAAGCGAGCGUCUUCAUCGGGCUCCUCAUCGACCUCUGGAAGAUCACCAAGGUCAUGGACGUGCGGCUGGACCGGGAGAACAAAGUGGCCGGGCUGCUGCCGCGCCUCAGCGUCAAGGACAAGUCCACCUACGUGGAGUCCUCCACCAAGGUCUACGAUGAUAUGGCAUUCCGGUACCUCUCCUGGAUCCUCUUCCCGCUGCUGGGCUGCUACGCCGUGUACAGCCUGCUCUACCUGGAGCACAAGGGCUGGUACUCCUGGGUGCUCAGCAUGCUCUACGGCUUCCUGCUCACCUUCGGAUUCAUCACCAUGACCCCCCAGCUCUUCAUUAACUACAAGCUGAAGUCGGUGGCGCACCUGCCCUGGAGGAUGCUCACCUACAAAGCGCUCAACACCUUCAUCGACGACCUCUUCGCCUUCGUCAUCAAGAUGCCCAUGAUGUACAGGAUAGGCUGCCUGCGGGAUGACGUGGUGUUCUUCAUUUACCUGUACCAGCGCUGGAUCUACCGCGUGGACCUGACCCGCGUCAACGAAUUCGGGCUCAGUGGGGAGGACACGGUCACCCCCCCGCCCCCCCACCCCAGCACCCCCCCCACAGUGCUGGCCCCCAAACCUCCAGAGGACAAGAAGAAGGAUUAACCCCC